Molecule: messenger RNA, 4498 nt
Organism: Oreochromis niloticus (Nile tilapia)
Lineage: Eukaryota; Metazoa; Chordata; Actinopteri; Cichliformes; Cichlidae
Product: protein asteroid homolog 1-like
Exons: 4
Coding region: 42-1733 (563 amino acids)
Source: RefSeq, a predicted model, not a curated record
CACAAUAACCACCGCUCACCUUCACAACACUUUAAGGAAUCAUGGAGGUUUCAGCCUUAAAGAAAAUUAUAGAUGAUUUUUGUGUCUGUGAAGAGGUUAACAUAGAAAAAACAGGUCUCAUCAUUGAUGGUGCAGCUCUGUACUAUUCUUUGUAUUAUACGUCUGAUCCAAAGCUGGACCAGCGCUGUGGAGGAGAUUAUCCUGGAUUCAAAGAUGAGGUCUGUAACUUCUUUAAGACUCUGCAGGACUGUGAAGUCACUCCGUACAUCUUCCUGGAUGGAGGCUCAGAUCCUGACAAGCACAAAACACUUGUGUCUCGUCUAAAACAUAAACUGGAAAAAGCAAAGACAGUAGCAGAGAGUGAGCCUGACGCUGCACCAAAAGGAUGUAACGUCUUACCACCUCUGGUCAAAGAUGUCUUCAUAGAAAUCUUAAAGGAAAAAGACAUCAUGUUUGAACAGUGUUUAGGAGAAGCUGACCCUGUAAUUGUUUCUGCUGCAAAUCAGAAUCAAUGUGCUGUGCUGUCCAUUGAUAAGGACUUUUACAUCUUUGAAGUGCAUAAAGGUUUCCUUCAUCUCGACAACUUUGAGUGGAAAAGCAAAGAGGAUGAAAAAAUUCCUGCUAAACUCUACACACGUUCAAAGUUUUGUGAGCAUUUUAAAUUGGACCCUGCUCUCAUGCCAGUCUUUGCUUCAAUAGCAGGAAAUGAUUAUUCAAGAUUAGAAGAUAAAGGUAGGUUUGCAAGAGAAUCAUCUUCAUCUGGUGAGUACAGCAUUAAACGACUGGAUGGUAUGCUCAACUUUUUAAGUAAAGUGAAUCUGGAUGGUUUGAAUGACUCACAGAAGAGAGAACGUGCUCUGAGUGAAGCUUUAAAUCAUGUUGGUAAAAAAGAAAACCAAACAUUCAAACUCGCCAUUCAAAAAUAUGUUCAACCAGAAAAAAAAUGUUAUAGCUUGCCGACAUGGGUGAGUAAAAAAGUUGAGCGUGGAGAACUCACCACUUUCGUCAUAAGUGUUUUAGAUCAGAAGACUAUUCUGCUGCCUGCUCUUGUGGAGGACUUUUCACAGCGCAGUAGUUACACAGCAGCUUACUGCAUCAGACAGUACUUCUAUGGACUGUUAACAGGAGGUCAGAUGUGCACUGAAUAUGACAGGGAUGGAGAAGAGAUCAAAGACAAGCGAGUCCCAUCAAUACUCCUCAGCAGUGAUGAACAGAAACAACUGAAAUUACAGCAUCUGCAUAAGGCUCCUGAGGGUUUGCGUCGCAGGGUGUUUGAAGAAGCUCUGCAGGUUCAGACUUCAGCCUUAGAAAACAUCCCCGACCAGCUGAAGCUGCCAGUCUGUGUGACUGUUUUCUGGUUCAAGAGGCUACAACACCACCCAAAACCUGAAACUGUCCACUGCCUCCACGCCCUCCUGCUGGGGUUUGUGUUUGACCAACAUGGUCCAGAAGAUGAGUUUGAGAGGAAGAUGAAAGCUUUAAAGGAUGAAGGUGUGAAUAACUGGCAGCCCCGUGUGGCUCAUGCUUUCAGCCAAUGGCAGUGCUGCAUGAGGCAGAGCCUCCACCUGAACCAGCUGCUGUGUUCCCCUCUACCAGAACCUCAGUGUGCCCGGCUUUACUGUGGACCUCUCCUUCAUCGGCUGGCAGAUGAAGACACGAUUGAAGAACUACAGAAAACACUGAGAGGAGAAAAGAAGGAAUUAUAUGACAACCUAAAGACUGUUUGUCAUUAACUUUUGGGAAAGGGAUCCUGUGUCCUUUUCCCCUUUCACUUUAUUUUUACUGCAUCCUCUGUAUGCUCUGUUUUUAAAAGAUUUUCAGAUGUGACAUGAAGCCAUACUGAAAAUAGAUGAUAAUUAUACAGGUGAAAUAGUUUAAAUUUAAUUUUUUGUUCUUUGUUUUUUCUGCACGAUUGAAUGAAGUGUUUGAAGGAGAGGAUUUAGCAGUACAACUAAGGGUCAAACGUUAUUUUAUUUCUGUAUGUUGGUAAAUCUGUUUGCUUUCUCGGUAUAAGGUAAACUCAAGAAAAAGUAAAACAGUUCAAGACAGUAAAAAGUAGCUCUUUUCAACAAUUUGUCUCUAAUAAUGACUGAACACAAACGCCAAGAACAGAAAAGUAUCACAACACUGUCAUCAUAAAAACAAGAAAGGUCAACACGAAUGAAAAACUCAAACCCCUGAAAACAGGACGAGUGUGUGAUUAAAUCUGUGAGAAUUUAAUUUUCCCCACCAGCACUGAUCUGCAAUAUUUCAUGUUUGUUCAUAAAUAAUAUGGAACUUUUUGUCACUCAGUGAUGCAGCUCUAGGUGAGACAUAGCAGUUACAAACAAAAAUGAUCAGAGUUCAUUCAUAUUCAUGAAUUUGAGCACUGAUGAUCCACGAGUUAUAUUUUAACUCUUCAUUUAUAAAAGUAACUUUUUAACAUUUGCCUUAAACUUGUUCUCUCUGUUUCUCCUGCUGCAGCUGGUGAUGUUUAAAUGUUGGGAUCGUUGAUUCGUUCCAUCCCUGCAAAUUAUUAUAUGACUUAUUUCUAAGUGAUUCUUGUUCCUACGCUGCACUGCUACACCUGAUCUUAGGGUUCCUCCACCUAACAAAUCUCACUUUAACCCCUGCUGAUAAAUGAUCUUAGGCUAUUGUGUCCAAGCAACAUCAAGAAUUUAAGAACCUGCGUGCAGAAACAGAGUAACGAAAAAUAUGUGAUGUGUUAAGUAUAUAUGGUGUAUAUGUGUUAUUUACAAAAUCAGUCACUGUGUAUUAGUAAAAUCUCGUGGACACUUAAAGACACUACACAGAAUAGUAGCAGACAAAUAAAAAUAAUGACAUAUACAGUGUUAAACAAGUAAUUAUUAAAGUAAUUAAUGAAGCCAAAUUAAAGAAAAAAAUUAAAACUGUAACCAGACCUGUGAAACACACCAUUCAAACAUAUAAAGGCACAAGGGAUGAACCAGUGUUGUAAUGGGCUCCAUAGUUCCGUGGUACAAGUAAACAUACUGUACCGAAGGACCAUAAUCUUUUUUCUUUAUUACUGAUGUAUUCAUGCGUCCACAGCACCACUCAGCUGCAAUGAAAGAAGGUUAUGAGGCUGCAUGUGUGUUUGCAUUAUGGAUGAAUAAUUAAUGUGGUUUUAUUGUUUUGUAUGAUUAUAUUCAGAAAAAAAAAACUCUUACCCUUUACUUAAACACUCAAAGCAGUUUAUCACUGCACGCCUCAUUCAGCCAGGCUCUGCUCUCUCGUCUUCAGCUUGUUCAAAAUGCUGCAACCCGACUCUUGACAGGCACACGUAAACGUGACCAUAAUUCCCCAGUCUUGGCUCGUUCACACUGGCUUCUAGUACGUUCUAGAACUGAUUUUAAGAUUUUAUUGCUCUAGUCUCUAAAUGGAUUAGCUCCUCGUGCCUCUCUGAUCUUUUAACUAAAAAUACUCCAAACAGAACUCUUAGGUUAGCUGAUCAGUUGCUUCUGAAUGUUCCUAGAGGCAGACUAAAACACAGAGGAGACCAGGCCUUUGCGAUUGCUGCGCCCACUUGACAUUUUUAAAUCCCGUCUGAAAAUACGCCUUUACUCCCUAGCUUUUAAUUGUUUUGUUUUUGUUUUUUCUGUGUUUGUUUUACUUUUUUACUUUGUACAGCACUUUGGUCAACCUGUUGCUUUUAAAUUUUCUUACAAAGAAACUGAUUGGUUUAUUAAUCCAUUCAUACAGUUCUAUAUUUCUGAGUGUUCACACAUUCAUCCUUCGAUAGGUGCACUGGGGGGAACUCGGGUUUCAGUAUUUCACCCAAGGACACUAAAACACACAGAGUAGAGCAACCGGGGAACAAACCACGACUUUUGGAUUGGUAAAUGACUUCCUCUACCUUCUGAGCCACAGCCACCUGCAAAUGUACAUCUGCACAUGUGAACAGGAUGUGUUUAGUCUGCAAUACCUGAUUUUUCUUUCCUCAGAGAAACAGACAUGAAUUAGUGAGGAGGGUGGAGGAUGAAGUGAGGCUUUGGGUCAUGUGAUUUAACAGAAACUAUGAAACAGGUGCAAGCAGUUUUGUCUUUUCAGACCUGAACAGUCAAAAGCUUCCACAGAUCAGGGUGAACAGGUUGAAGCUGUUCUUUGGAGCACACAGUCACCUGCAUAGUUGACCUCACUGCUUCAACAAUAGCAAAGCCGUAGGUUAAUGUGUUUAUGGCAUCAGAGGUUUAAAUAACUGCUUGCACCUGUUUCAUAGUUUCUGUUGUUUCAGACUUUGUUGUUAGAGGGCAGCACAACACAACAAUUAAUCUAUUAGUUUUUGUUUCUGGACUUGAAUUUCCCUCCUUAUUUUCAGUAUGUUUUAAACACACCUCUGACUUUUUCACAUUUUGCCAUGUGUUGAGCUAUAAAAUGUAUAAAACUCAAAUACAACAUAUGGCUGCAAGCUUCAUCCAGAAAAACUCCCUUUUAACAGGAAGAAACUUCCAGCAUGAGGCAGCAAAGAGAUGCUGAGGAGAGGAGAGCGCAGGAGAGCAGG